CAAGGAAUAUUGUGAUAUCGUGAUGUCAUUUCUACUGCGCAACGAUAUUAUUGUGAUGUUUGUUACACUCGAAUAUUAGGUACCUAUUUGGUGUGAUUGAGCAGAAUAUUCAUAAAUCCUUAAAAACACUUGAAUUGAAGUAUCAGAUUACAUAUGCGGGGAUCGUGAGACCCUGACCAGACAGUCAGGCACGACGGCUUCGGCCCGCUGACUCAACUAAACAUUGUCAUCCUACUCCAUUAACGGACAUCGAUCCCCGACCCCUGAAAUAGUUGUUUACGUCUAUGUUGUUGACUGGAGGAGUUUACGAGCAUCUCUUGUAAACAUAUCGAAUAUAAAUACCUGCAGGCUGCUGUACUAACCUUCAUCUCAUCUGUUUCUUUACUCCGACCAUCAUCUUCCGUCCGGAGAAAGAAAGAAAAAGAAGAAAUGCACCAUGGAAGCCCGUUGUCAAUGUGGCGCCGUCUCGUUUAAGACACCCCUGGACAAGCCUCUCGCGCUGUAUAUUUGCCACUGUGCCGAAUGUCGUCGCCAAACAAGCUCCGCCUUUGGCACAUCAGCUAUCUUCCCCCGGUUUCCGUUGCCACAGGCUGAGCUGCUGGCUUGCUAUACUCGACCAACACACACAGGACAUUCGUUGUAUUGUUAUUUCUGUCGCAACUGUGGUACAAGGCUCAUCCACACUACGCCGGGCAAGAAUGUCGUCUCUGUUAAAGGAGGGUGCCUAGAGGGACUCGAUUGGUCCCGCGCCAUCCAUAUUUGGACUAAAUCUGCCAUGGUCCCUAUCCCCGAGGGCUCGGAGGCUUUCUCAGAAGAGCCUUCAGAAUCCGAGUAUUGCACUUCGCAGGAAUCUCUCGACCAACCUCCCGAUGCCCCCGGGAUGCUCGUGGGAACUGGCGGCUGGCCCACCCGAGAAAACAUUAUGGAGAAAGCUCCGAGUUCGAGUUCUGUAAAGGGCGCUUGCGAGUUGAGCGGUAAAUUGGAUAUAGUAGGAGCUCCUAUCUAAUAUCUUUCUACACCGGUUGUGGUGCCGAUACCAAGGGUCUGGAGUUACCGACGCGGCGAUUGAUGGUAAUUUGUACAUAUCUCCGGGAUAUACGGGCCGUAGAUUAGUGAGUCAUGAUUAUGAAUAUUUAAU
Messenger RNA from Annulohypoxylon maeteangense, 1138 nucleotides. Its product is annotated as Mss4-like protein. Lineage: Eukaryota; Fungi; Ascomycota; Sordariomycetes; Xylariales; Hypoxylaceae. The transcript is spliced from 7 exons. Bases 437 to 1006 code for a protein of 189 amino acids. Gene Ontology annotation, molecular function: carbon-sulfur lyase activity. The record is from RefSeq and is a predicted model, not a curated record.